AUGAUGAUUAUUCAAUGGAUUGUUCUUGUACUAACAGUAGUACACAUUAGCGCAUCGAAGUACGGCUCGCUUCUACAAGCUGAACCGAAUGCUUGUGCAAAUCCAGACGUUGCCUUCUGUGACUUUGUUCAGUGUGAAAAUGGGCGUUGUGUGGAAGAUAAGGCAAGUUCAGACUGUUUCAAGUGCGAAUGCAGCGCUGGCUUUACAGGCAAAUGGUGUGAUACAGCUGUUACUACACCGUCUGAAUGCCCGAAUGGCUGUCAGAAUGGUGGUACUUGCGAACAAACAGGUACAAAUACGUAUGCAUGUAAAUGUCCAGCAGAAUAUACUGGCAGUCAAUGUGAAACAAAUAUACUAGCAACGCAUCCUUGUGCAACAAUGCCAAGCGUGGUUUGUAAAAAUGGAGCUACAUGCACAAUUAAUGGCGCGGGAUACAUGUGUAAAUGUGCGCAAGGAUGGACUGGAGUGAACUGUGAUCAACAAGAAACUGUAACUCAAUGUGAUGCAAACACUUGCAAAGGACAUGGUACUUGUGUCCAACUUGUUGGACCAAACGGACCUUUGGUCAUGUGUAAUUGCGAAAAUCGAUGGACAGGCAAAUUCUGCGAUGUUGACCUCGAUAGUGCAUGUCCUGCUGGAUUUUGUCAGAACAAUGGCAAUUGUUUUACCGUUGGUAAUAUGCCCUAUUGUAACUGUUCAUCAGCGUACACAGGAGUACGCUGUGAAACACCACUUGGAACCGUAGGACCGGUCACAACGGUCACGAGUACAACAACGUCUUUACCACCGACCGCAACAAACGGAACGGGUGUAACUUUAAUUCCUGGUAACUGUGCGAACAGACCAUGUUCAAAUGGAGGCUCAUGUUUUAACACAGGCAAUAGUUUCGUUUGUCUAUGCAGUCCACAAUGGACGGGUGCAACAUGUUCCAGUCCUAAUGUUGCAACAACAACAGUUGCUACUACACCUGGCGUCAACCCAUGUACGACAAAUCCCUGUAAUAACGGUGGUGUAUGCUACAAACAAGGAAGUGCCAGUUUCGUUUGUGUUUGCCCUUCUCCUUAUGGCGGCCCUACAUGUGACAUAGUGAAAACGACCACAGCUGCACCAGUAACUGAACCCGGCUCUUCGAUCACAUGUGCAAAUAAGCCAUGCGAAAAUAAUAGUACGUGUUUCAAUAGUGGCAAUUCAUAUUUUUGCUACUGUGGAUCAAACAGUAAAUUUACUGGCAAAAACUGUGAAACACCGAUUACAGCUUCAACAUCAGAUUGUCCAUUGAACUGUUCACCUGGUCGAUGCAUACGCACUGGUAGCAGUCAAAACGCAUAUGCUUGUAUGUGCAAUGGUACUUUAAAACCUACAAGUUGCUCAUCAAACUGA
Adineta ricciae is the source of this 1380-nucleotide messenger RNA. Lineage: Eukaryota; Metazoa; Rotifera; Eurotatoria; Adinetida; Adinetidae. The record is from the annotation of a GenBank genome assembly.